AUGGCCCUCUUCGCAUCACCCGAUAAGUUCGUCUUCAAGUACUUCAAGGUCACCUCGUACCCAAAACUUCUGCCCACUCACAGCUCCGCCGUUGAAGACGGGCACUUGAAGCUUCGGCAGCGCGACUCGCUAGCUUGGGUAGACGCCAUCAAGGUCCUCGGCAUCAUCAUCGAGUCCCGCGGAACCAACAUCCAAACGGUCAUCCAACGACGUGGGCAGUACGGACACAAUGCUUACUACUUCUACCGGAACUGGACUGAGUACGCCAAUGGAUUCGGAGAUCCUGAUGAUGAGUACUGGAUUGGUAACAAAGCUCUGCACGCCCUUACGUCAGAGAAAGAGAACAUGAGUCUGCGAAUUGUACUAAGUAACAGCACUGAAGAGACUGUGUCCUUUGGCUACGAGACUUUCGCAGUAGCAAAUGAAACGCAGUCCUUUCAACUUCAGUUGGAAAGUUUCUCGGGUAGCGAAGAGUGGGACGCAAUGGGACAUCUUUCAGGCCAAAAGUUUUCAACCUACGAUCGUGACAACAGUCUCUAUAGGCUCAACUGUGCGGUGCGUUUUCGAGGAGGCUGGUGGUACAGUAAUUGUCUCGGUGGUAACCUAAACGGGCUGAAUCUUAAUGGCCAUCACGAUAGCCUGGGUGAUGGUAUUGUGUGGGAAAAGAGCCCUAUGAUUACUUAUAUGUUGCACUACUCUUACCCAAAGGUUCAAAUGAUGAUACGACCAGCAGAUAGGUAGUGGACUAAACUUUGUUAGGUGGUAUUAAAAGAUGCGCGUGGUUUGAUUGAUUCAGUACAUGUAUCUAAGAAAAACCGGCACACGCACCACACGCUAUCAUUUUGCCCCUUAAGAAUCAAGGUCAUUAUUUUUGUUCCAACAGAUUAAGUGUCUGUAGUUUGUACCAUAUGAACACGCAAUAAAUCCUGUUCUAGCAAUAAA
Molecule: messenger RNA, 942 nt
Organism: Rhipicephalus microplus (southern cattle tick)
Lineage: Eukaryota; Metazoa; Arthropoda; Arachnida; Ixodida; Ixodidae
Product: techylectin-5A
Source: RefSeq, a predicted model, not a curated record